Molecule: messenger RNA, 3655 nt
Organism: Sesamum indicum (sesame)
Lineage: Eukaryota; Viridiplantae; Streptophyta; Magnoliopsida; Lamiales; Pedaliaceae
Product: putative alpha-mannosidase At5g13980
Biological process (GO): mannose metabolic process
Molecular function (GO): carbohydrate binding; alpha-mannosidase activity
Source: RefSeq, a predicted model, not a curated record
CUGACAGAAAGUCGUCCUCAGUCCAGAGCUAAACUCCAACACUAAAGCCCCUUUUCAAGUCAAGAAACUAGCGUUUUCUUGUAAUCAGCAGAAAACCCCUAUCCGCAAGAUGCUGACAACAACGUUUUCUUGUUUAAUACUAACUAAAUUCCACUGACAAUGAUUAACAGACAAGGUUUAGGUCCUAUUUCUUCAUUGGGAUUCUCGGUUUGAUUUGUGGGUCAGUAAUUGUUUGGUCUCAUAUUGUUGUGUUUGUGGGGUUGGUCUAUUUAUUGAAGCUUUGGAGACUUGAGUUCAGCUGUAGCAACAAUGGCGGGGUUUCGUGUAUUUUUGGUUGUUUUUACUGUGUGCGUUGUGUGUGUUUUGGUGGAGUGUAAGUACAUGGUUUACAACACGUCGCAAGGUAUUGUUCCCGGGAAGAUUAAUGUGCAUUUGGUUCCUCACACGCAUGAUGAUGUUGGGUGGUUGAAGACUGUUGAUCAGUACUAUGUUGGAUCAAAUAAUUCGAUUCAGGGAGCAUGUGUGCAGAAUGUGUUGGAUUCAUUGAUUCCGGCACUGCUGGCUGAUAAAAAUCGAAAAUUUGUUUACGUCGAACAGGCAUUUUUCCAGCGGUGGUGGAGACAGCAGAGUGAAGCUGUGAAGAAGAUAGCCCAGAUGCUUGUUACCUCUGGUCAACUUGAGUUGAUAAAUGGUGGUUGGUGCAUGCAUGAUGAGGCGGCAACACAUUACAUUGACAUGAUUGAUCAGACAACACUGGGGCACAAAUUUAUUAAAGAGCAGUUCAAUGUAACUCCUAGAAUUGGUUGGCAAAUUGACCCUUUUGGACAUUCUGCUGUUCAGGCUUACCUUUUGGGGGCAGAGGUAGGAUUUGAUGCUCUUUUCUUUGGUCGUAUUGAUUAUCAAGAUAGAGCCAAAAGGAGAGAUGAUAAGAAGCUUGAGGUUAUCUGGCAGGGGUCCAAAAGUCAUGGUUCUUCUUCUCAGAUAUUUGCUGGCGCUUUCUAUGCCGGGAACUAUGAACCUCCAACUGGCUUUUAUUUUGAAGUCAAUGACGAUUCCCCUGUAGUCCAGGAUGACAUCAAUCUAUUUGAUUACAAUGUUCAAGAGCGCGUCAAUGAUUUUGUAGCUGCUGCAUUCUCACAGGCUAAUGUUACUCGUUCAAAUCAUGUCAUGUGGACUAUGGGGACAGAUUUCAAGUAUCAAUAUGCAGAGACAUGGUUCCGGAAUAUGGACAAGCUCAUACAUUAUGUGAAUCAAGAUGGCCGUGUCAAUGCCUUAUAUUCAACGCCAUCUUUAUACACUGAUACUAAACAUGCUUUAAAUGAAUCCUGGCCUCUUAAAACUGAUGACUAUUUCCCAUAUGCAGACCGUAUAAAUGCUUAUUGGACUGGAUAUUUUACAAGUAGACCAGCCAUCAAAGGCUAUGUCAGAAUGAUGAGCGGCUACUAUUUGGCAGCAAGGCAGUUAGAAUUUUUUAGAGGAAGAAGUAAAUCAGGGCCAACAACUGACUCUUUAGCUGAUGCUUUGGCAAUUGCACAACAUCAUGAUGCAGUUACUGGUACCGAAAAGCAACACGUUGCUAAUGACUAUGCAAAACGGCUUUCAAUAGGUUACAAGGAGUCCGAGGGAGUUGUAGCAGCUUCUCUUGGUUGUCUGACACAAUCAUCACCGUCUUCAGGAUGCAAGAGACCUGUCAACUUCAACCAGUGCCCGCUUCUGAACAUAAGUUAUUGUCCUGCAUCGGAAAUUGAUCUUUCCCCUGGGAAAAAAUUAGUGGUACUUGUCUACAACUCUUUGGGGUGGAAAAGAACAGGUGUCGUGAGGAUUCCUGUUAUCAAUGAUAAUAUCACUGUUAAAGAUUCUACUGGAAAAUUGAUUACGUCACAGCUUCUUCCUAUUGUUAAUGCUUCGAUAACAAUGAGAAAAUUCUACACGAGUGCAUAUAUGGGAGAGUCUCCUUCCACCACCCCCAUGUAUUGGCUCGCGUUUACAGCAGUAGUUCCUCCUUUGGGUUUUAACACCUACGUGAUCUCAAGUGGUAAAACCACAGCUUCUACUUCGAUAAAACCAACAUCAUACGUGUUUGGCGGAAGUCAAACCCGUGCUAUAGAAAUAGGGCCUGGAAACUUGAAGCUUAUAUACUCUGGAGAUGAUGGAAAGCUUACGCAAUACACUAAUAGCAGAAACUUGGUGAACAUUUCUCUAGAGCAAUCAUACAUUUAUUAUGCUGGAGAUGAUGGGCAUAAGGAUUUGCAGGCUUCGGGAGCAUACAUUUUUCGACCAAAUGGCACAUUUCCGAUACAAUCUGAAGGAAAGAUCCCACUUACGGUUUUCAGAGGACCACUCUUUGACGAAGUCCAUCAGAUGAUUAAUUCAUGGAUAUAUCAGAUUACAAGAGUUUACAAGGAGAAGGAACAUGCUGAGAUUGAAUUUGUUGUUGGUCCCAUACCCAUUGACGACGGGAUUGGAAAAGAGAUUGUAACUCAGAUAAAAACAAAGAUAGAAAACAACAAAAUGUUUUACACAGACUCUAAUGGACGUGAUUUUCUAGAACGGAUCCGAGACUACAGAGCUGAUUGGGACCUUCAAGUCAACCAACCAAUUGCAGGAAACUACUACCCUAUCAAUCUUGGAACUUACAUCAAAGAUAAGAACACAGAGCUCUCAAUUUUGGUGGAUAGAUCGGUUGGAGGAUCAAGUAUUACUGACGGUGAAGUGGAGAUAAUGCUCCACAGGAGACUGCUCCAUGACGAUGGUAGAGGCGUUGCCGAGGCUCUAAACGAAACAGUUUGCGUUCAUGAUACAUGCUCUGGAUUAACUGUCCAAGGAAAGUACUAUCUGAGGUUGGAUCCACUUGGAGAGGGAUCCAAGUGGCGUCGGUCAUUUGGACAGGAGAUAUACUCGCCGUUUCUUUUAGCUUUCACCGAGCAGGAUGAUAAGUGGAUGAAUUUCCCCAGACCAACUUUUUCGGCCAUGGAUCCUUCUUACACUAUCCCCGAUAAUGUUGCGAUAAUAACCCUCCAGGAGCUCGAAGACGGAAGUGUUCUCCUUCGGUUGGCUCAUUUAUACGAGGUUGGAGAGGACAAGGACUUAUCCGUCACGGCAACCGUGGAACUUAAGAGAGUUUUCCCAAAUAAAAAGAUAAACAAAGUCAAGGAAACAAGUCUAUCUGCUAACCAAGAAAGAGCAGAAAUGGAGAGGAAGAGACUAUCUUGGAAAGUCGAAGGCUCCAACGCAAAACAAGAAACCAUUUCCAAAGGCGGCCCUGUCGACCCUGUGAAGCUCGUCGUUGAGCUUGCCCCAAUGGAGAUACGAACGUUCAUCAUUGACUUCAACUCAAACCUCGUCCAGUACUGAAAGGUGAACGUAAGUUGCCGCAUGCCGUUUAAUGACUUAUACUAAAUAAAGAGCUCGAAUAACAGUCACGCCAAUGAGUCUAGACGAGGAGUCGUCUGUGUGUCGAGGGGUAGAUGCAGCAAAGGUGCAGCUGGUUCUCUAGGCUUCAUGUGGUUUGAGGGGAAGAUGUUGAGCUCAUGUAUUAGGAUAGGAAAUAAUGUUUGCUUGCAUGGAGAAAUAUGAACCAGUUUGGAACUGUUUGGUAUUUGUUGGUGAAGUUAAUGGAAAUGUAAAUAUAAAUGGCAUACCAUUUUUGUGCUUA